AUGGUGAAUGAUAAACUAAAAGAUACCAUCCGUCUUGGUGCAAAAAUAACUGUAGAUGAAUCCAUGUUCACCUGGUAUGGAAGAGGUGCGUACUUCAAAGACGGGAUGCCAGCAGUUAUGAAAAUUAAAAGAAAACCAAAAGGAAUUAGUUGUGAAGUAAAACAGCGUGUGAUAGUAAUACAAAAAAAGAAAUGGCAAAGAGAAUUUGGCGCUAGAACUGCAACUACUUUGAGAUUGACAGAGCCGUGGCGUGGUUCUGGAAGAGUUAUAGUUGGAGACUCAUGGUUUGCUUCAGUCAAAACAGCUGUGGAGUUAUUCAAAGUUGGAUUAUAUUUCAUUGGACUGGUAAAGACAGCACACAGUUUCUAUCCCGUGUCGGAUAUGGCUGCAAAGUGUCCGACGCACAAGGGGGGCAUUUGUUAUAAGUACAGCUGA
Molecule: messenger RNA, 435 nt
Organism: Parnassius apollo (apollo)
Lineage: Eukaryota; Metazoa; Arthropoda; Insecta; Lepidoptera; Papilionidae
Source: the annotation of a GenBank genome assembly